Molecule: messenger RNA, 627 nt
Organism: Adineta ricciae
Lineage: Eukaryota; Metazoa; Rotifera; Eurotatoria; Adinetida; Adinetidae
Source: the annotation of a GenBank genome assembly
AUGAUUAAGGCUACCAGACUUUUGCACGCACAGACGUACGCGCAACUUGAUAUCGAACAACUAUUUAGAAGAAUGGCUUUGAAUAAGAGAAUUCUAGCGGCUGCAUGUGCUGGUCUGAUGACUAUUGCUUGUAUACUUUAUAUCAUCAGUAAUGCGUUACCUACAUGGUCUGUGAUAAAGAUAAAUUUAGAAAAUGCCGAAUCAGGGAAAGCGAAUAAUGGUCUAUGGCGUUCAUGUUCAACAAGUGAUGCAGGAAUUCAAAUAUGUCUCGAUCCAUCCAAAUUAUGUCCUUUAGCAAAAGAUGAAGCCGCUAGUUCAUGCCAUAAGAUGGCGACAGCUCGUGCAUUCAUUACAUUGGCCUGUAUCUUUUCAGCGAUUUCUGCAUUAUGCCUUGCGGCGUGUAUAAUAGAAUCUAUCAAUAAAAAUACAAUAGUAGUUACAUUAAUUAAAGUUCUUCCAAUUCUUUCCUUGGUAGUGGGUAUUAUUGGUCUUGCAGUUGGUAUUUCCUAUGCUACUUACAUUGGCCCAUUUACUGCCGAAGUAUCGCUUGGUGCUGCAUCAAUAUUGGCAAUUAUAGCUGUUGUCAUUAACUUAAUUGCUGCAAUUUCGGCACUACUAAUUCGUUAA